AUGGUAUACACGAGCCUUUUCUAUCGCGACUCCUCCGCCAGCCCCAGAAAUGUCUUCUUCUCCGGAGACCGCUUGGCGUUUGUCACGCGACGAGGCAAAACCACAUGGAUCAGCAACCGCGAGUCGCAUGCUCCACGCUACAUGGACACGCGGGCCAGUGCGGUCAUGAUGGCGUACCUGUUAUUGUGCAAGCCGCUGGAGGAGCUGUUUGCUGAUUACUUGCAAGAUCGAGACGAAUUGAUCACGUCUGAGGCGAUAGAUCCCACUUCCCUGACGGAAGAAGAGCAAGAUGAGCUCGAGGCCGACGCGAUGAAGGUCGAAGAUUCAAUCGAGCCAGACACUGUUGGCUCUGUUGACGACCAGCACGACGAUCUACGAGCGGCCAAGCGUGUCGCACAGGAGGGCACGUAUGAGCUGCUGUUCAACAUUGCGCCAAUGCAGCUCGAAAAACAGCUUCGGCCAGGCCAAGUCUACCGAACCAUCCAGGCCGUGACCAAGCGGUUUCUUGGAACCAGCAUCACUGUCAGCGCAUGGCGGCACAUGAGCGUGGCUUGGCUGCGUACACUGGUGUUGCAUCAUACGCCCGAGCCUUCAUUGGGGGCGUUGAAUGUGGCACACUCUCAAAGCCAGCAUGCAGGCAGAACGGCACGCAACGUCUAUGGCCGCACGCAGCUCGAUCACAAGUUUGUGUCCAGUGAAGCACAGUACGGCCAUCAGUUUGUGUCUGAAGAAUGGCACAAGCUCAUGAAGCUGGUAGAUGUAGAGGAUCAGAUCCAAGCCGAGGCCGUGGAUGGGCAGACCUGCGUGCAACAAGUGGUUCAUAAACAGGUGAUCAUCCAGUCGUCUCGGGUCAGAAACGUCAGCACACAGGUGCAAGCGACCGUGGGCACGCAAACAGAUCCCGAGGUUGAAGCCUGCCUUGAUGCUGAGGACGACAUUGACGAUAUCAUUGCCGGGUUGGAUUUAGACGAAGCCGAGGCAGCCGAAUCGUCCAUGCCAGUUGCCGUGCUGCGAGCCGUGGAAGAGGCUGCGUCGACGGCCUUGCAGCAAGAGCCAAGCCAGCACAAUGACAAAACGCAGCAAGAAGAGUGUGAGGAUCAGCUUUGGCUUGCUCAAUGUGUGCGGCAAGCGUGGAAGACAACAUUUCGCGACUGGGAUCAGUAUCGAUUGGCACAGGCUGUGACUCGGCACGAGGCCCAGGACGGCUGGCUGUUGGCCGUGGCCCCGACGGGCAUGGGCAAGACGCUGUGUACACUUGCUCACCUCCAGCCACGCAGGGUCGUGGUGUGGGUAGUCCCGCUUCGUGAGCUUGCCAGAGACUUGUGCCGCCGCUUCGAGCAGGCUGACAUUGUAUCGCAGUGGGCUAAGAAUGAUGGCCGUGACAUGCAAGUCAACGUUCAAGUGAUUGUCAUGACGGUUGACUUUUUGGUUGGCCAUGGGAUGAGGUGGGUGCAAACACUCGUGCAGCAGAAACGUCUGGCCAUGCUGGUGAUGGACGAGGUUCACACAAUGCUCGUGGACACUAGCUAUCGAGACAGCCUUGUUCGCUGCCCAAGCCGGCUGGACCAUCUUCGCCAAAACCCAUCUGUCAA
This is a messenger RNA of Monosiga brevicollis MX1, 1592 nucleotides long. RefSeq lists its product as uncharacterized. Lineage: Eukaryota; Choanoflagellata; Craspedida; Salpingoecidae. Gene Ontology annotation, biological process: double-strand break repair via homologous recombination. Gene Ontology annotation, cellular component: nucleus; cytoplasm; chromosome. Gene Ontology annotation, molecular function: ATP binding; four-way junction helicase activity; 3'-5' DNA helicase activity. The transcript has a single exon. The annotation marks the transcript as partial. The record is from RefSeq and is a predicted model, not a curated record.